Eremothecium sinecaudum is the source of this 1551-nucleotide messenger RNA. Its product is annotated as HER198Wp. The transcript is spliced from 2 exons. The coding region runs from base 1 to 1551 and encodes 516 amino acids. The record is from RefSeq and is a predicted model, not a curated record. NCBI's taxonomy places the organism in Eukaryota, Fungi, Ascomycota, Saccharomycetes, Saccharomycetales, Saccharomycetaceae.
AUGUUGUGGUAUCCAGUUUGGUUCUUGGCGCUUUCUAUGCACAAGGUCUUUGCUCAGGUUGCCGCCGAUGACGACGAUAACUCGGAUCCUCCACCAAGAUUGUCGACCCGGACUAAUUCUGAGUUUACAGGGUCGCUUAUAACUACUGACCCGUCACUAAUCAGCACUGACUCUGUUUCCAACACCGAAAGCAGCAGUCAGCCAUCGCCAUCAGCCCCAUCCCAGGCUUCUCCAAGUGAACAACCCAGCGGACCAGAUGUGUCGCCAAUUACCACGGACACUUCUACUGUGUGGUCCUACUCGUACUCGUUAUUGAAGACUGAAACUACUAUCUCCGAGGAAACUACUACUUACACUGCUUCUGUUACUUACACCAAUGUCAUUGUUACGCCAGUCACCACUGACGUUGUUGUGAAAUAUGAGAGUCAUUCCAGGAGCGAGUUCACGUCUUACUACAACACGACAUACGAGUACCCAUGCACAUCUACUUCGGCUGAUACCGUGUACACAUCCGUGUACACCACCUCCAGUCCUACUGCUACGGUUCAGACAUCUGGUGUCGUCACUUCCGUUAGCUACAGUACUGACAUCACCACCGCUGUUGACUAUAUUACUUCCUUGGCAACCAUUGUUGUUAUUUCACACCAUGACGAGAAACACGCAGGGGAGCCAAUCACCACCAUUGCAGAAACGACGCGUAGCUGCAGUGCACUCCCAACAACUAACCAGGUCACUACACUCGGCACCCCUGGCGUUUCUGUCGAAACUAAUGUUGUCACUCAUACUUACUCGUCUACGUCUAACUACAACACAACGUUGUUAAGCAGACCUUGGAGUACUACCACCAUCUUCCCUACUAACUACAACAGCACCGACAUGGUCACUGUGGAAAUCUUCGAGCCAUGCUCAAUUGAAACGCAAACAUACACUGUUAUCCCUCAUACUGAAGUGGAAACCAAUUACAUUACCCACACCGUGGAUCCUGUUCACACUCUUGAACCAGUUACUCCUACAGUUUAUUGCGCUCCAGAGACAGUCACCGUUGUAUUCGGUUGUCAACAACAAGGCGUAUGCAGCGAUGUUACGACUACUAUGACUGAAACUUAUGUCCGUACCCAAACUGUUUUGAAGACGGUUGUUAGCCCUGUUACUUACGUGCAAACCGUCCAAGAUGGUGCCCUUACCGAGUACGGAACUAGCACCGUGACAUUGACAUUAACCAAUGAUGUUCCAGUUAUUGUUACAAAAACUGGUACAUGUACUGGUACUACCGCCACUGCCCAAGUGGUCACUGAAGAUAUUGUAUACACCGUUACCGUUCCUGAAAAGACCACUUAUCUCUCCACGAUGUAUUCCUACUCGGUUUCUGAAGCAGUUGGAACUGCAGUUGAAAGCCGUACUUACACUCGUGUAGUACCACUUCAAUCCUUUGAGCCAAGCACCGGUGGCUCUAACCAUUUGUUAGCAGCACAUGAAUAUCAAGGCAUUGGCGUUUCAGUUCAAGUGUUGGUAACCUUCGCUGCUAUGUUCUCCAUUAUGGUAUUUGUUUAA